Racocetra persica is the source of this 2588-nucleotide messenger RNA. Lineage: Eukaryota; Fungi; Glomeromycota; Glomeromycetes; Diversisporales; Gigasporaceae. The record is from the annotation of a GenBank genome assembly.
UCUUAUGCGUCAAGAAGCCUUAAGAGAAGAGGCCAUAAAAAGUAUGGCUAAACGGCCUGGCUAUGGCAAAUUCGGACGACAGACUCAACUUAUUACUAAUUACUUUGAAGUUAAAAAGAUCACAAACGUAGCGCAUUUUGAAAAAUAUGAGAUUACAAUAAAAUUGCAGCCAAGGUCCGACGGUGAAGGUUCUCAUCGCCGAAAAGUUAUCAGGCAGCCGAAACAACUUCCAACAAACGUCCAACGUGCUAUAUUUCAACAAUUAGAAAAGCAAGAGCGUAACGGCUGGUUCAAAGGUGUUGGUGUCGUUUUUGAUGGGAAUACGACAAUAUAUUCUACUGGUCUCUUAAAUUUAAAUUCUGAUCCUGGGACAACAUCGGUCACUUUAAAAGAUGAUCAAGAUUUCAGGGGCAAUCCUACUGAAUUUAAAGUUGAAGUUAAAAGGAUCGAUAAAAUUGACAUAGGUGAAUUAAAAAAAUUUCUUGAAGGAAAAGAAAUGAAAUGGGAAUAUUUUGAUUUAGCUGGUCUUAGAGGACUUAAUGCUUUAAUACAUCAUAUGCCAUCAAUGAAAUAUACUCAAUUUGGUGAAUCCACGUAUUUACCUUCGACGCGUAAAUCUUUGGGUGGUGGCGUAGAAUUAUGGAUGGGUUGGUUUGAAAGCGUAAGGCCCGGACAAGAUAGCUAUUUUGUUAAUGUUAAUACUACAUAUACCGUUUUUUACGAGCCGGGGCCAUUGCAUUCUCUAAUUAUGAAAUAUCUUAAAUUAGACAAUAUUCCGGAACGAUUCAAUCAACAACAACAAGAUAAAGUUUCCGAACUUGUCCGAGGAUUGCAAUUCAAAGCUAUUCAUCGCCCUAAAGUCAGUACACGAUUCAAGAUUAAAAGACUAUGUUCCACUAAUGCGCGUGAAAACAUGGUUGAUAUUCCAGAUUCUGGAGAAAAAAUUAGUAUUUAUUCUUAUUACCAACGAAGGUAUAAGUUAAAUUUAAAAUAUUUGCAUCUCGUCGAACUUGAAGGUCGAAAGAAUGACAAGAUUCCAAUUGAAUUAUGUGACAUUAUUGAGGGUCAACGAUUUCCUGUUGCAAAGUUAUCUAGUGCUCAAAGAGGACAUAUGAUUAAGCAUACAGCAUUGCGUCCUCAAGAAAACAUGGAUAGAAUUACUGAAGGUGUUCAGAAUGUCCUACAAUUCGAAAAAGAUUUGAAAUUGAAAAGAUUUGGAAUGGCAGUCGAUGACAAAAUGGCAGUAAUUCCAGGCAUCUAUAGUUUAGAGAAUAAUAACGCACAUUCUCGCGUAUUGAAAGCUCCCAAAGUAUCAUAUCAUAUAACAUCCAAAGCGGGUGGUACCGUUAAACCUCGUGAAGGUGGAUGGAACCUUCGAGACCGAAAGUUUGUCAGAAGUGGUAAAACACUUCAAUACUGGGUGGUAGUUGCAUUUGUUCAACAACAAAAGUUAUCAAUUCCGCAAGCCAAACAAUUCGUAAAAGAACUUGUAAACACAAGUAGAAGUCAAGGAAUGGAUAUCGCUGAAGGUAAUCCAAGAGUAAAUUAUGUCAGGCCCAAUGGUGAACCACAUACCUAUCAACAUCUUGUUGUACAAGAAUAUAAUAAUGCUAGAAAUCAUCUAAAGAAUGAUCUUCAAUUAAUGUUGUUUAUUCUUCCGGACGAUGAUGAGAAACGAUAUCGAGCAAUAAAAUACACUGCAGAUACAGUUCUUGGUGUCCCUUCACAAUGUGUCCAAGUUGAUAAAGUAGGGAGGACAAACAAACAAUAUUGCGCAAACAUUGCACUAAAAAUGAAUUUAAAACUGGGAGGAAUAAAUCAAUCACUUGAAGAUGCCGAAAUACCUCUCUUCGCAAAAGAACCAGUAUUGUUGCUGGGUGCUGAUGUUACACAUCCAACUGGUGGACGCGCUGGUCCUUCAAACAUGCCUUCAAUAUGUGCAGUUGUUGGUUCACUCGAUCGCCAGGGUGGUCGUUUUACUCCAAAACUUGAAAGUCAAAAAACUAGACAAGAAAAAAUUGAAAAUAUGAGUGGUAUGGUAUUUGAAAUCUUGAGAGAUUAUCGUGAUAAAAAUAGUAUUUUGCCUCGACGAAUUAUCAUGUACCGUGAUGGUGUUUCUGAAAGUCAAUUUGAAAUGGUACUGACUCAUGAACUUGAACAAAUUAAAGGCAAACCUCCAAUAACCUUUGUAGUUGUUGGUAAAAGACACCAUACAAGAUUUUAUCCGCAAAACGAACGCGAUGCUGACAGCAAAGGAAACUGUGUUGCUGGCACAGUCGUUGACCGGAAAAUAACGCAUCCAUAUUUGUUUGACUUCUUCCUACAGUCACAUUCGAGUUUACAUGGAACAUCACGUCCAGCACAUUAUCACGUUCUUUUUGAUGAAAAUAAUUUUACCGCCGAUAGUUUGCAAGACUUGACAAAUAAACUCUGUUAUAAUUAUCAACGUGCAACUCGGUCAGUAUCGAUUUCACCUGCUGCUUACUACGCGCAUUUAGCAGCAAAGCGCGCACGAUUACAUUUGGAACAACAGCAACGUGGUGAAGCAGAAUUCGUUUUGAAAGAAGUUAAAGAAAGCCUAGCCAAAG